GAGACGGGCAGCGCAAGGGCACGAUGUAGCUCAGGACAGUCUUGGAAUUGCGUGGCCCUGGUUCGGCUUAGGCAUCAAUUGGCACAACCCCAUUGGCAUAUUUUCAAAAUACUUUAAUUUCACCUACGGCACACAACAGUGGUAUAAGUUCUGGCCUCCCCACGUCUCUCCAAACUGAUUACUACUUAUUAUAAUGGCCCAAAACGUUCCAAAACGCAUCGUGCUUAAAUGUCCUGAGCGACAUGGGAAUAUUCAGUAUGAGAUGAUUACAGCCUUCUUCAAGGCACACGCUAUUCAAUUUCCAGAAGACGAUGUCUAUACACAUAUAUUAUUCGAGCCAUCUUCACCUUCCAGCCUGUUCUUCGUUCUCGAUAUUCAUUGCAAGACAAUUCCACAUGUCAAUCUUAGUCAGCUUGAACUUCAAAUCUUUCAAGUCUCUAAAAAUAAACCAUUUGAAUUUAGAGAUCUUGGAGAGUCUGGUCGCGAACAGGCUCGACCAAGAUCUCUGACGACGGCUUGGGGAACAGACAAACGAGUUAAUCAGACGAGUUAGCUGGCGUGCUUCCAAUACAAACAGGACAGUCUCCAGCUAUGUCUGUAUCCUGGGCGUCGCGGGCUAGCGGGAGGUCCCUUUGCUGUCCACUUGCCGGAAUGCAUGUCUGGUUAUUUUGAUUUGCAGUUGCACAACGGUUGAUAUGAUGGCGGAUUUCAUGCUUAGGAUUACGUUGACAAGAUGCGUAUGUCUUGCAAGCCCAUUCACACAUUCUGCUAAAAGAAUGGGGUGAACAACAGUAGUUGGCGCGUGAUUGAUAUAUUGAGAACUUAUAUGGGGCCAAUAUAUACUUUUAGCAAUAAUAAAGGUUGUUUAGGACUCAAGUCCUUUAGCUUGAUUAAUCAAUGAAUGACUGCAAGAUGAGAU
Messenger RNA from Verruconis gallopava, 919 nucleotides. RefSeq lists its product as uncharacterized. NCBI's taxonomy places the organism in Eukaryota, Fungi, Ascomycota, Dothideomycetes, Venturiales, Sympoventuriaceae. The transcript has 2 exons. Bases 194 to 553 code for a protein of 119 amino acids. The record is from RefSeq and is a predicted model, not a curated record.